This is a messenger RNA of Clavispora lusitaniae ATCC 42720, 462 nucleotides long. RefSeq lists its product as uncharacterized. The record is from RefSeq and is a predicted model, not a curated record. Lineage: Eukaryota; Fungi; Ascomycota; Pichiomycetes; Serinales; Metschnikowiaceae.
AUGAUUUUAAUCUACCCUUCUUGUUUUAUUCAUUCAUUUGUCUCCGUUAUUUUUCCUGCUAUUAUCCUCCUUCGUUCAAUAUCUCCCAGACAAUAUUUCAUACAGUACAAGGUGUAUAUAGAAACCAUGACUACACCAUCCACAGCUAAACUUGUGGGUCGGGCAUUGACACAAGCACGCAAACUAGUCGAAUCCGAUACCGAAGUUUCGACCAUUGACCUCAAUCUAUUGGGAAAUCUCAACACCAACCAGUCGCUCAACUAUAUCAAGCUUGAAAGUCAGUUGACCUCAUUAGAGAAGGAUGCAGAACAGAGGGAGGCACUUACGCAAGAAUUACAUUCGCUUGAGGACGAACUCACCCUUAUAGAGAAAAGUGUGGCUCUGUUGGGCGAGCUAGUGGAAGAACUAGAUCAGUGGUCUCGAGAAGUUGCGAGAGAACGAGAGGCGCAAGCGAUAAGCUGA